UCCUGGCGUUGCCAUGGAUAUGUUAUUCCUAUGGCAACUGCAUGCCUUUGUAGAUGGCCUUGAGCCCCCACCAUGGAGGACUCUCUGAACCUUUCAUUACGCAUUUCCUUCAAGCUCACGGGGAAAAAAAAAAAUCACACAAGAUGCACACAUUUCCUCUCUCUCUUUGCCUCUAUCUCUCUCGUCCUUAUGUCUGGAACACCACAGUCGCAUCAUUUUUUUAUUUCAAAUUUCCAUCAAACUAUAAGUUAGCAGGUGAUCUGAUUUGUGCUACCGUUCUCUGCCGUGCGAGUCGACGCUCUGAGCUUUCUAAUUUUCGGUGGCAGUGGAAACUAGAGCCCCGCUUUAAAGAUGCAUGAGGAGUCUGGAGAAACAGAGACGAAGGCUCGACCGGAGAAAGUGUUUCUGUGUCAGAGAGAGUGAAAGGCCGGGAUGGGAGUGGUUGGUGCAGACUGACUCUGAAGGGCUUCAGGCUGAAGCAGAUUCCAGUGUCUGGGCCGUGUGUGUGUCAGUGUGUGUGUCGUGUGCGCAGCAGGUGGGGUGCCUCCACCUGCUGAAUGACCCCUGUUAGCAUCGGGGAGUACCAUGGGCUACGGGUGGGCUCAGCCCUGCUCAGCAUCGUGGCCGGCUGCAUCAUCAUCGGGGUGUCCCGGGAGUGUGAUGCUGAUGCUGUAGGAGGGAUCUUCCUGGGAGCCGGAGGCCUUGGUCUUCUCAUAUCGAUCUUCCCCUUUAUAAAAGCCUGGCUGAACAUCAACAACAUCUUCCCACCUUUUGGAAACAGAGUUCACCCCGCAGCAGCCGAACAACCAGCUGAAACGCUGAGAAGAGAAGGAACUCAGAGUCAGAUCCAGCUGGAGCGCUCCAAGAGUCGAAUGGGAACGUUUGUAGAAGGAGGACCAAUGACUGAACCCAACCCAGAUGAGGGGACUUCAGACAUGCCAGAUGUCUUAUCAAGACGAAAACAGAAACCAUCACCUACUGAUCAAGACUUGCCAUGAAAUCGACACGACGAACCAAUAAAAAUAUCAGCUUCUGAACAAAUGUCUCAGCUGAUGUGUGGGCUGCGAUCACCUCGUCAUACUUUAACUAUUUCAUCUAAUAAACCCUUUCAAUUCUGGUUAAACAGUGCUGGAUUUCCUGGUAGAAAGUGGGACGAAUAAACCAGUUGGUUAUCACCUUGUGACACAGUUAGGAAUUUGUGUCAUGUGUUAAAAAAGUUUCCCCUCUGCAAACGUUUCACACUUAUUCCACGCACAGAAGUGACCUGCACCCCACCGUGCAACACAAUGCCCGUAUUCAGGAYGACACAGACCAGCUGCUGCAUGAAAAGGCAGCGAGUGGAAGAAGGCUGCUGCCUGACAACACAACGCAGCGUGCUGUGAGGCUGAAUAAUGCCGAGCCGUGUUGAGAAGUCCAAMCCACCGGGAGGCUGGAGAGCCGGCGGCGCCUUGAUGGCAGCCAGCAGCUUGAUUGUCGGGUCUCAGAUCUCAAGGCCGGCCCRCAGAACCGCUCUGCAUCAUAAAGGAGGCUCAGCCCGUUCAGGAUGGGUGACAGAAACUGACGUAGUGAAUGAGCACUACCUGAUCAGCUUUAAACUUUAUACUCUAAAUGUUUUUUAUAAAGAAAAGGUUUAUAAUUUUGUUAUAUUUUGCUUUCAAGGAGCCAAACUUUCCUUUAACUACAAAAAGAAGUCUUCAGCAAUCA
This is a messenger RNA of Austrofundulus limnaeus, 1704 nucleotides long. It is a transcript of the gene kncn, whose product is annotated as kinocilin. The coding region runs from base 558 to 998 and encodes 146 amino acids. The record is from RefSeq and is a predicted model, not a curated record. Lineage: Eukaryota; Metazoa; Chordata; Actinopteri; Cyprinodontiformes; Rivulidae. The transcript has 5 exons.